GUAGUCUUUGCUUUAAGCUAGUCAAUAUGAGUUUCGUUAGAUCGGCUCAGUUGUGAAAUCGACUAACGUUAAAUGUGUCCAGAAUCAAAAUUUUAUAGCCGAAUAAAUAUAUUUGAAUAAGCGACGACUUCACAACAGAAGAGAACCAAACACAAUGCUCCGACAAAACAAGACAAAUGGACAAAAUAAGAUCCGCAACAUAAUGAAGCUCAAGAAUCGCGAAGUGUUCUUUAAUCUCUCCCCACUGACGCCCGAUUCCAAAACAAAGCUGUUAAACAAAGCUUAUUCGAAUAAAGCGAAAACUGAGGAAGAGAUGGUCAUAGAAGGCAUCAGGGCCAGAAUGAUGGAAUUCUUAAGGGCGAACAAAUCGAAUAAUGAAAGGCCUAAUUUGAUAGAGCAGCCAAAGAUCAGAAUGCUACCAACCUUAAAGCAGCCGACGCCCGCUGAGCACAACUCGAACACCUCUUUAAAGACCAAACUUGACCAGGCAACAAAAAGUGGCAAACCUUCCCCAAAACAUGUAGCGCAACUAUUACCAACUCGCCGAAAAGUGGAAGCCAAGGUUCAACCAAAUACAUGGAAUCCCUAUCUUGAGAGUGACGCCAACAGGUUCAUCAGCCCGGCUCGAAGACCUCCUCCAGUAGAGGCCAAGCAGGCGCCUCAAGUCAAACUAACUGGCAUCGUGCAUGCCCAGCCGAGCCUGAGGUCAUCUUUCCUAUGCUAUUUCGAUGUGCCCGGCGAGGAGUCGUCCGAUAGCUUUUACGACAUAGAGAGUUCUAGUCGUCGAUUUUAAAGCGUCUACAACAUUCGGUUCAAUCCGUUUUCAAACUCUGACUUUUUACUGAUCGACAUUUCUUUCGCCACACG
Messenger RNA from Drosophila navojoa, 867 nucleotides. RefSeq lists its product as uncharacterized. The record is from RefSeq and is a predicted model, not a curated record. Lineage: Eukaryota; Metazoa; Arthropoda; Insecta; Diptera; Drosophilidae.